AUAUUCUGCGCCUUUUCUGCUGUGCGUGCAGUCUCAGGGGCAUAGUUCCAGCCUCGCCUCGCUGAUGCCAUCGAUUCUAAACUAUAACUAUCGCAUCCACCUCCUACUGGAGCUCGCAAGGGAUUUCAUCCCACCUCUCCUUAUCGCCUCUGUUCUGCUCUCGUUCCUUCCGUCUCUGCUCUCCGAUGGGUUCUUCUUACGAAGUCUCUGGCGCCUCUUGAUAUGUCUUGCAUAUUGGACGGUGAACGUCAAAUACGCAGACUGGAAGAAUCAUAACGAGGCAAAGAAAAUGGGUGUGGUGUACCUUCCUAGGCUGAAGGGAAAAUGGCCCGGGAAUUUGGAUAUUGCUUUAUCACAGGCACAACUCUCCGAGGAAGGAUAUGUUCUGGAGAAUUUUGAGCGUAUGUUUACGUCGCUUGGAACCGGGGAUGAAGUGACAACGUUCAACCUUGGAACGCUUUGGGAGGAUAUCUAUGUAACAAGGGACCAUAGGGUCAUGCAGACGGUGCUAGCUACAAGCUCCGAUUACUUUUGGAAAGGACCUGACCUGCGAAUCAAGACUCAAGGGUCGUUCGGUGACGGGAUCUUCGUAGUGGACGGUGCCGAGGCAAAGGCCCACAGAGCCUUGACACGCCCCUUCUUUGCCCGUGAACGUGUCCAAGACUUCAACAUUUUCGGACGGUACACUGAGAAGGUUCUCGCCCAUCUCCUUGCCCGAUUCAACAGCUCCCAAGCCAUAGACAUCCAAGACAUUUUUUCCCGAUUCACCAUGGAUGCAGCAGGCGAAUUUCUCUUCGGCAGUACAACUUUCAACACACUUGACCUUCCCCUUCCUCCCCCCAACAAAAAAUCCAAACUGGGUCCAAAAGGAACCGAGCUUGAGGGUUCCUAUGGUUCAUUCAUUUACGCGUUCGAGAAGUUGCAGGAAAUCACGCUUAUUCGAAAUCUGAGAGGGCCUUUGAAGGUUUGGGGGUUGAUGGAAUUCUGGAAAGAUGAGACGAAGAUCCAUAGGUUAGCUGUUGAUGCAUUUAUUGAUCCUCUUAUCGAGGAUGCUUUGAAGGAAAAAAGGAAGAGGGGGAUGAAGCAGUGUGAUCCUGAUGAAGGAAAUCUAGUAGAUCAUUUGGUGGAUAUGACGAGUGACUUGAAGUUGAUUAGGGAUGAGCUGUUCAACAUCCUUACGGCAGCUCGGGAUACAACUGCUGCGCUGCUAACAUUCACCACAUACCUGCUUUGCUUACAUCCGGAUGUAAUGGCGAUAUUACGAAAAGAAGUACUGACACAUGUCCCCAAUGGGCCCCCGACUUUCGAUGACGUCCGAAAGAUGAGAUAUCUGCGCGCUGUUCUCAACGAAACACUCCGUCUCUUCCCUCCCGCCCCACUAAACCUUCGCUCAUCGAGAUUAUCGACACUCCUUCCUGCUGACCAAACCACCAAUGGAAAACUCAUCUACAUUCCUGGUGGUACGACAGUCUUGUUCAUGCCACUACUCAUGCAGCGUCGGAAAGAUCUAUGGGGCUCUGAUGCGGACGAAUUCGAUCCUGAAAGGUGGAUUGACAAGGAGAGGGUGAAGAAGAUGACUGAUGAUCCAUUUAUGUUCCUACCUUUUAGCACUGGGCCAAGGAUUUGUCUGGGUCGGAACUUCGCGUACAACCAAGCAAGUUUUAUAAUGAUUCGAAUACUCCAAACAUUUGACACAUUCACCCUCCGCCAACAAGAAGAUGCGCCUGAUGGUUCAUGCCCGCCCGCAUCAUGGAGAGGCGCACCAGGUAGAAAGGGGAUCGAGACGAUAUGGCCGAAAAUGUCUAUUAGUUUGUUCAUCAAAGGAGGAUGCUGGGUCCAUAUGAGUAUCGCGGAUAGCUAGAUUUGAGCUCUUUCAGCUGCCUGAUUUUCCAGCAGAAUGAACGAAUUGUUGAUAUGGCAUUCCGAUGCCCUUUGUGCCGAUG
Cantharellus anzutake is the source of this 1943-nucleotide messenger RNA. Its product is annotated as cytochrome P450 monooxygenase CYP63. The transcript has 10 exons. Gene Ontology annotation, molecular function: iron ion binding; oxidoreductase activity, acting on paired donors, with incorporation or reduction of molecular oxygen; monooxygenase activity. Lineage: Eukaryota; Fungi; Basidiomycota; Agaricomycetes; Cantharellales; Hydnaceae. The record is from RefSeq and is a predicted model, not a curated record. Bases 65 to 1861 code for a protein of 598 amino acids.